Molecule: messenger RNA, 1102 nt
Organism: Cavia porcellus (domestic guinea pig)
Lineage: Eukaryota; Metazoa; Chordata; Mammalia; Rodentia; Caviidae
Gene: Cfap95
Product: cilia and flagella associated protein 95
Exons: 6
Coding region: 27-722 (231 amino acids)
Cellular component (GO): plasma membrane
Source: RefSeq, a predicted model, not a curated record
CGAAGUGGAGAGACCCCAGUGCGGCCAUGGAGAGCUCGGACAGCUCAGGCCUGGACUGGUGUGAGAGUAAGCAGAACCUGUACGAGAUCGGACCCACAGACUUGCUGGAGCGCAAGGGCUCCCUGAGCCUCCGCUCCCAUCACCAGAAGUACUCCAAGGGGGUGCUGGUGUCUUCCUGGCAUCAUAACAGAGAAGCUUUUCCCAAAGAUUAUGAUAUAGAGGGUCCUGAGAAAGUGAAAAAACUUCUUAAUUCAACGUACUGCCGACUCGGAACUGAUGAACCUCCAAUUUGGAUAUCAGAAGCACAUGAACAGAUGUCACAAAUUUUUUUAAAAAGAGAAUUGGCUGAAAUAAAGAGCAAGGCCUUAUUAAAUGAGGAAACACUGUGUUCUGGGAUUAUUGCAAGGGACACUGGAUUACCUGCCACAGGCUUUGGAGCUGUCUUUACCAGACAUCCACCAGAUCAGGGCAAGAUGUCUGAUUUGACAACAUACUCGGAAGAUUAUGUUCCACACUAUGAUUAUCAGCCAUGUGAUCAUGCCUGUCAAGAUGAUUACUCAAUAGUCCACAGAAAGUGCCGUUCUCAGUUCACAGAUCUAGAUGGUUCCAGAAGAUUUGGCAUAAACACUUGGCAUGAUGAGAGUGGCAUUUAUGCUAAUUCAGAUGUGAAACAAAAACUCUACUCAUUGACCAGUGGUCCAAUUGUCCCCCACUUAAAGUAAAAUAAGAGUCAGAUUCUCUAAUGCAAGAAUAAUGGAUGCUAAUAUUUCCUGUACUAAUAAAUGCACUGAACGUAGAUUCCUUUAAACACAGAAUGUUGUGCUAGGACAGUAUUUAUAUUUUGAUUUUCAUAAACUACUCUGGUGUUUUCUAAAAUUGUUACUUAGCAGUCAACCCCACGAUUGCUUGGCAUAUGGCCAAUUUUAAAAAGUGAGGCAAUUUAAGUUCUAUAUAAAGAAAAAUUUUCCUUUAAAAAAUAUCUGACACAUAGUGAUUGUACUUAUUUAUGUUAUACCAUAUGAUGUUUCAAUAUGAGAGAAAAGGUAGGGGAGAGAGAGAGAGAGAGAGAAAAUGAAUAGAGAGGGAAAGGGAGAAGUCAUGA